This is a messenger RNA of Plectropomus leopardus (leopard coralgrouper), 1495 nucleotides long. The record is from RefSeq and is a predicted model, not a curated record. NCBI's taxonomy places the organism in Eukaryota, Metazoa, Chordata, Actinopteri, Perciformes, Serranidae.
UCAGCUGAGGUGAUGUGGCAACAAUGUGCCAUUCACAUCACCAAUGCAAUCCAGUAUGUGGUAGAGUUUGCCAAGCGCAUUUCUGGCUUCAUGGAUCUCUGUCAGAACGAUCAGAUUAUCCUCCUCAAAGCAGGCUGCAUGGAUGUACUUCUGAUCCGUAUGUGUCGGGCCUACAACCCCAUCAAUAAUACAAUGCUCUUUGAUGGAAAGUUUGCAACUGCUCAUCUUUUCAAAGCUCUUGGCUGUGACGACCUUGUGAAUGCAGUGUUCGACUUGGCUAAAAGCCUGAGCCGUAUACAGAUGUCAGAGGAGGAGAUGGCUCUCUUCAGUGCUGCUGUGCUGCUCUCACCAGACCGACCCUGGCUGACAGAUGUUCAGAAGAUUCAGAAGUUGCAGGAGAAAGUCUACGUGGCUCUGCAGCGCUGCCUACAAAAAGAGGGAGCAUCAGAUGAGAAGCUAGCUAAGAUGGUGUCUAAGCUUCCCAUCAUGAAGUCCAUUUGCAACCUUCACAUCGACAAACUGGAGUUUUUCCGCCUGGUCCACCCUGAGACAGCGUAUACCUUUCCCCCUUUGUAUAGGGAGGUUUUUGGCAGUGAAAUCACCUUCCCAGACUCCACAGAGGGCUAGCACCGUGUAGCUAAAUAGCAGGAUUCAAAUAGAGACAUUGAGGUGUAGGGAGGGGAGGGAGAUAAAAAUAUGGCAACCAGCUGAGGCAAAACCAACCAGCAGUUCAAUGACAAUCCUGCACGCUACACUUUAGGACACACUCCUCUCACCUAUGAGCUCCCAGUCGUGCGGAGUAGCUCACACUGCCCUGCCAGCAAGUCCAUUCGGCUAACACUACAGCAGCUGCUGCUGGGUACUCAGUGCAUGUUACCUCUUUUUUUAGGGACUUAUAAAAGAGUAGCUGACGUCAUUUGUAUUCUCUAUUUUUCUAUGAGAAGACCUUAAACGUCUCAUAAAGCUGAAUUUGACUUUCACCGUUCUCACAGUUCCUGUAAGCUAUUUUUGAAUGUACCCCCUUUUUCCCUUUACCGUUCAGCACAGCCCUAGGCUCGAUGUAGAAUGUACAUACUUAAAAUCCUCACUCUCUUUGUGGAGGUUUUGCAGUUAUGAUGCCUGUUUCACUUCUCAGUCCAGCCACAGUUUAUAGUUUGAUUCAAUAUUUUUGGUAGCACCCAUAUUUUUUCAGUUUUGUAACGUAUGAACAAACUGUUUAAAGGGACCAUGAUCAAAGUCACAAACAGACAGGGUUUUUUUUAAAAAAAACUGUGUGAAUCGAGGGCAAGCACUCAGUCUGCCCAGCGUGCACCUACAGACUCUUGCACACAGAGCACAAAAAAUAUAGCACUUAGAUCUUUCUAGGUAUUUUUACUAGCACACCCACAGACACUGAUGUAAGUGAGCUCUCUCUUUUUUUUUAAUGCAAUCAGUGACCUCAGCCCUUAUACCUUUUCCCUUUGAAAAUGCCACUUAGAGAGUGAGAGAAUCGCAG